Molecule: messenger RNA, 477 nt
Organism: Rhinolophus ferrumequinum (greater horseshoe bat)
Lineage: Eukaryota; Metazoa; Chordata; Mammalia; Chiroptera; Rhinolophidae
Gene: INSL5
Product: insulin like 5
Exons: 2
Coding region: 1-477 (158 amino acids)
Biological process (GO): positive regulation of feeding behavior
Cellular component (GO): extracellular region
Molecular function (GO): hormone activity
Source: RefSeq, a predicted model, not a curated record
AUGAGAAUAACUUCAAAACUUGAUUUGGCCUUAUUCACCAUAACAGAUUCUCAUUCAAUUCUCAGCAAAAUGAAGGGCUCCAUUUUUGCUUUAUUUCUAUUCUCUGUCCUACUUGCCUCUUUAGAAGUGAGGAGUGAGAAGGCUCUGAAGCUCUGCGGGCGAGAGUACAUAAGAAGAGUUAUCUACAUAUGUGCUACCUCCAGAUGGAGAAGGCACCUGGAAGGGAUCCCUCUAGUUCAGCAAGAUGAAAGAAGAAACUACUUCCAGCUUCCAAAUGAACAUGAGGUUUCUGAGGAAAACACAGAACAAAACAUUCUGAAGGUGGAUUCCACAGGGGAGGAAAGUCUUCAGCAUGGACAGCCGCCCACUCAAGAGCUUUGGGGGUCAAAGAAACAUUCAGUGAUAUCAAGACGAGACUUACAAACUUUGUGCUGCACUACUGGCUGUUCCAUGGCUGAUCUGAGUGCUCUUUGUUGA